AUGUUUUUUUAUACCAUUUUCUGUUCACUGUUUUCUUUCCUUUUUAUUGUUUCUUACUUUCUUUUUUACCCACACCUUUCUUUUAUUCUUUCUUUCUUCCUUUUUUCUUCUGUGAAGUUAUCUAUCUAUCUCAAUUUGUACUGUUCUAUCCAUCUAUCAAUCUAUCUCAGUGUACUUCUAUCUAUCUAUCUUCUGUUUAAGCUAUCUAUCUAUCUAUCCAUGUUCUGUUUUAUCUAUCUAUCUAUCUCAUUUGUACUUCUAUCUAUCUAUCUAUCUAUCUAUCUAUCUAUCUACUCGUGUUCUUAUAUAUCUAUCUAUCUAUCUAUCUAUCUAUCUAUCUAUCUAAGUUCUUUCAAAUUAAUCUCUGUUGAUAUCUAUCUCAUCUCUUCAUAUCUAUGUCUAUCCCAGUUUCUUCAUACCUAUCUCAUAAUCUAUCUAUCUAUCUAUCUAUCUCAUAAUCUAUCUAUCUAUCUAUCUAUCUCAGUCUCUUUCUAUCUAUCUAUCUAUCUCAGUCUCUUUCUAUCUAUCUAUCUAUCUCAGUCUCUUUCUAUCUAUCUAUCUAUCUCAGUCUCUUUCUAUCUAUCUCAGUCUCUUUCUAUCUAUCUCAGUCUCUUUCUAUCUAUCUCAGUCUCUUUCUAUCUAUCUCAGUCUCUUUCUAUCUAUCUAUCUCAGUCUCUUUCUAUCUAUCUAUCUCAGUCUCUUUCUAUCUAUCUAUCUCAGUCUCUAUCUAUCUAUCUAUCUAUCUCUCAGUCUCUAUCUAUCUAUCUAUCCAUCUAUCUAUCUAUCAGUCUCUAUCUAUCUAUCUAUCUAUCUAUCUAUCUAUCUAUCUCUCAGUCUCUAUCUAUCUAUCUAUCUCUCAGUCUCUAUCUAUCUCUCAGUCUCUAUCUAUCUCUCAGUCUCUAUCUAUCUCUCAGUCUCUAUCUAUCUCUCAGUCUCUAUCUAUCUCUCAGUCUCUAUCUAUCUCUCAGUCUCUAUCUAUCUAUCUAUCUCUCAGUCUCUAUCUAUCUAUCUAUCUAUCUAUCUCAGUCUCUUUCUAUCUAUCUAUCUCUCUUCUUAUCUAGCGACCUAUCAAAGUAUCUAUCUAUCUGUGUUCUUAUCUAA
This is a messenger RNA of Acanthosepion pharaonis, 1101 nucleotides long. The record is from the annotation of a GenBank genome assembly. Lineage: Eukaryota; Metazoa; Mollusca; Cephalopoda; Sepiida; Sepiidae.